AUGAAGUUUUUCAUCGACCAGCUCCCUGUCAUCUUCCCCUACGAUCGCAUCUAUCCUGAGCAGUAUGCCUACGUGUGCGAUCUCAAGCGAACGCUCGAUGCAGGGGGCAACUGUGUGCUCGAGAUGCCCUCUGGGACGGGCAAGACGGUCUCGCUUCUGUCACUCAUCGUGGCCUACCAGCAGCACUACCCCGAACGCCGGAAGCUGGUCUACUGCUCGCGUACUGUACCGGAGAUUGAGAAGGCCCUGGCGGAGCUCAAGAGGCUCAUGGAGUAUCGGCGGGCAGCGGGUUGUAAUGACGAUGGCUUCAUGGCCCUCGGCCUCAGCUCCCGCAAGAAUCUCUGUAUACAUCCAACGAUAUCGAGAGAGAAGAAAGGCAAAGUAGCCGAUGCAAAGUGCAGAGACUUGACGUCAGCAUGGGUGUGCGAGAAAGGCCGCGCAGAUCCUGGCUCUGUAGAGCUAUGCGAAUUUCACGAGAACCUCGGUCAACUCGAGCCCGGCACGCAAUUGCCGCCUGCCGUCUAUACGCUCGAAGAUGUGAAAGCCUAUGGCGAACAGCAGGGCAUAUGUCCUUAUUUCGCUGUCAGACGAAUGUUGGUACACGCCAGUGUGGUCAUCUACUCGUUUCACUACUUGCUCGAUCCGAAAGUAGCAGAGCAAGUCUCCAAGGAAAUGUCAAAAGACGCGAUCGUCGUCUUUGACGAAGCACAUAACAUAGACAACGUUUGUAUCGAGUCCCUCAGUAUCGACCUAACGCGACCUAUGCUCGACUCUGCCGCGCGUAGCGUUACUGCACUGACAGACAAGAUCAAAGAAAUCCGGCAAACAGACGCGACCAAGCUACAAGACGAGUAUGCGCGGCUGGUAGAAGGUCUGCAAGGCGCAGAGGCGGAUCAGGACGAGAACGCCUUCAUGGGCAAUCCUGUCUUGCCUGAUGAUAUCUUGAACGAAGCGGUGCCGGGCAAUAUUCGCCGAGCCGAGCAUUUCGUCGCCUUUCUGGCGCGUUUUGUGGAAUAUCUCAAGACAAGAAUGCGGGUGCUGCACGUCGUUGCAGAAAAGCCAGCAUCCUUUCUGCAGCAUCUCAAAGACAUCACCUUUAUCGAGAAGAAACCGCUCAGGUUUUGCGCCGAGCGGUUGACAUCGCUAGUGAGAACACUGGAGCUCACUCGCAUCGACGAAUUCUCUGCGCUCUCAAAGGUCGCCUCGUUCGCCACGCUAGUCGCGACCUACGACAAAGGCUUUCUGCUCAUUCUCGAGCCCUUCGAGACCGAAAAUGCCACAGUACCUAAUCCUAUCUUCCAUUUGUGCUGCCUAGAUGCUUCUUUAGCCAUCAAGCCAGUCUUUGACCGAUUCAGUAGCGUCGUCAUCACUUCGGGAACGAUCUCACCGCUCGAAAUGUACCCUAAGAUGCUACAAUUCACAGCGACGGUACAGGAAUCCUAUGCUAUGACACUCACUCGCAACUGUUUCCUGCCGCUCGUCAUAACACGUGGCAGCGAUCAAGUCAAUAUCUCCUCUCGCUUCGAAGUACGAAAUGAUCCCGCCGUCGUUCGUAACUUCGGUACCAUCCUCAUCGAGUAUGCCAAAGCGGUGCCAGAUGGCAUGGUUUGCUUCUUUCCCAGCUACCUCUACAUGGAGUCUAUUGUGGCAGCUUGGCAUGACAUGGGUAUUCUCAACGAAGCCUGGAAACACAAGCUCAUCUUCGUCGAGACGCCGGAUGCUGCCGAGACCAGCGUUGCAUUGGAAAAUUACAGGCGAGCAUGCGACAACGGACGAGGCGCCGUCUUGCUUUCCGUCGCGCGGGGCAAGGUUUCCGAAGGCAUCGACUUUGAUCAUCACUAUGGUCGCUGUGUCAUUAUGUUCGGCAUACCGUAUCAGUACACGGAAAGCAGAAUCCUCAAAGCGCGCUUAGAAUUCUUGCGCGAUGAGCACAGGAUCCGCGAGAACGAUUACUUGACAUUUGAUGCCAUGCGACACGCUGCACAAUGCGUGGGCAGAGUAUUGCGAGGAAAGACAGACUACGGCUUGAUGGUGUUUGCCGAUCGCCGCUUUGCCAAAGCCGACAAACGCGCGAAGCUACCCAAAUGGAUCAACCACUACAUCACCGAUACCGCUUCAAACUUGUCGACCGACAUGGCCCUCGUGAUGUCGAAGAACUUCCUACGACAGAUGGCUCAGCCUUUCGAACAAGAUACCCAACACAUCUCAUUAUGGGAUCUGUCCGAUGUCAAAGCACGACAGCAAGCAAGACAAGACGAAGCGGCCGUACAAGCAGCAGAAGCAGAAGACGCGCCAAUGGCCAAUGGCGAUGUCUUUGAAGACGAAUUUGGCAUGAUAGAGGACACUUAUCUCGACGAUCUCGACGCUGCAGCGGGUAUCACUGCAGCAGGUUGA
Messenger RNA from Mixia osmundae IAM 14324, 2394 nucleotides. RefSeq lists its product as uncharacterized. The transcript is spliced from 12 exons. Bases 1 to 2394 code for a protein of 797 amino acids. Gene Ontology annotation, cellular component: nucleus. Gene Ontology annotation, molecular function: ATP binding; hydrolase activity, acting on acid anhydrides, in phosphorus-containing anhydrides; damaged DNA binding. Lineage: Eukaryota; Fungi; Basidiomycota; Mixiomycetes; Mixiales; Mixiaceae. Gene Ontology annotation, biological process: nucleotide-excision repair; positive regulation of mitotic recombination; transcription by RNA polymerase II. The record is from RefSeq and is a predicted model, not a curated record.